Messenger RNA from Coregonus clupeaformis (lake whitefish), 1544 nucleotides. RefSeq names its product WD repeat domain 61 (gene skic8). Gene Ontology annotation, cellular component: Cdc73/Paf1 complex. Gene Ontology annotation, molecular function: protein binding. Bases 149 to 1066 code for a protein of 305 amino acids. The record is from RefSeq and is a predicted model, not a curated record. The transcript has 11 exons. Lineage: Eukaryota; Metazoa; Chordata; Actinopteri; Salmoniformes; Salmonidae.
AACAAAUUGGAUGCCAACCGCCGUUAAACCUAAUUGAAGAAGAACAGUGCUUCGAAGUUGGUUACUUAGCGAUUUGGACGCAUGCCUCGGAGCUCCAGUGUCAAACGACGUGGAAGUUACAACUACUUGCAAGAUUUAAAGAACAACCAUGAGCACUCAAUACAGUAUUCUGUUCAAGCAAGAGCAUGCCCACGACGAUGCCAUCUGGACUGCUGCGUGGGGCAGAAGUGAGAGGGAUGGAUUGGAGACAAUAGUUACUGGCUCUCUGGACGACAUGGUGAAAGUCUGGAAAUGGUCAGACGAAAAGUUGGAGUUGCAGUGGACCCUGGAGGGCCACCAGCUGGGUAUAGUCUCAGUAGAUGUCAGUCCCAACGGAGCCAUAGCAGCCUCCAGCUCGCUGGAUGCCCACAUACGCCUCUGGGACCUUGAGUUCGGCAAGCAGAUCAAGUCCAUGGACGCGGGCCCAGUUGAUGCGUGGACAGUAGCCUUCUCCCCAGACUCCAAAUACAUUGCCACAGGAAGCCAUCUUGGAAAGGUCAACAUCUUUGGGGUUGAAAGCGGCAAGAAGGAGUACUCUUUGGACACCAGAGGGAAAUUCAUACUGAGUAUAGCCUACAGUCCAGACGGAAAGUACUUGGCUAGUGGAGCUAUAGAUGGAAUCAUUAACAUCUUUGACAUUGCCACUGGGAAACUACUCCAUACGCUCGAAGGUCACGCCAUGCCUAUCAGAUCGCUGACGUUCUCUCCAGACUCACAACUCUUGGUCACUGCCUCAGAUGAUGGCUACAUCAAGAUUUAUGACGUGCAGCAUGCCAAGUUGGCAGGCACUCUAAGUGGCCACGCGUCCUGGGUCCUCAACGUAGCUUUCUCCCCCGACGACACGCAUUUUGUGUCCAGCUCCUCAGACAAGAGUGUAAAGGUUUGGGACGCCAGCACCAGGGCGUGUGUCAACACAUUCUUCGACCAUCAGGACCAGGUGUGGAGUGUGAAAUACAACGGCACAGGUUCUAAGAUCGUAUCUGUUGGAGAUGACCGGGCCAUCCAUAUCUACGAUUGUCCCAUGUGAUGCAUCAGCUCUCAUUCCUACCACCUCUCCCAGCAGCAGACCAGGCAGCCUGAAUACUGGCACUCUUAAACCAAGGGAAGCAGGGCGUUCUAGUAAGAGGACCACAAGAACAUAGCUUAUCUUGCCUGGCUCAUCCUGCUUAUGGUGCAGCUCAAUAUUCUGACUUGCUUUCCUUCCUCUCAUCUGCACUGAUCUGAAAACAUAACAGGCAUUUGCAUUCACAAGCCCUGCUCCUUCUCGUGGAGAUGGAAGGUGAGGAGAGGAAGUCUAUUUAGACUAUUGAGAUGCACCUAUGGCCUAGCUCAGUCAGAAUAGCCCAUGGUUGCUCCACUGAGCCAGAGCUAAACUGCUCUGGAUUCAUCCACUGAAAUCCAACAAUGAUUGCGGAAGAGGUUCAAUGUCAUUGAUUAUUUUGCACUUCACUGUACCUGGCCCUCCUUUUUGUUGUACUCAAAAUAAAGGAUUUUUUGUAUUUUCA